Messenger RNA from Hevea brasiliensis (rubber tree), 766 nucleotides. RefSeq names its product dirigent protein 15-like. The record is from RefSeq and is a predicted model, not a curated record. The coding region runs from base 182 to 748 and encodes 188 amino acids. The transcript has a single exon. NCBI's taxonomy places the organism in Eukaryota, Viridiplantae, Streptophyta, Magnoliopsida, Malpighiales, Euphorbiaceae.
AAUGUUUGUUUGACAUGUAUACUAAAUUCAGGUUGAAGAAAAGAGAAGGCAUUAUUAAUAAACAAGAUUUGCUAUAUAUAAGCUGUCAAAAUGCUUAUUCAUUGUAGUUCACCAAAAAUAUGUGCAAAAUCAAACAUAUAUAGGCGUACACAAACCAAAUAAUGAAAGAAGAAAAAGAAAGAUGGGAGGAAAGAUCAUCUUUGCAAUGGCUAUGAUUCUUUGUGCUGUAAUUGCAAAUGCACACGGAGAAGGAUACCACACAGAAACCAACCCUGCUGUUCAUACUGAGGAGAAAAUGACCAGUCUCCAUUUCUUUCUUCAUGACAUCGUUAGUGGAGAAGACUCAACUGUGGUUCAAAUAGCCAAAGCCAAUCUCUCUAAAAACAGCUCAGCAUUAGUCCCAUUUGGGUCACUUAUGGUCAUUAAUGAUGCCAUGAGGGUAGGCAUGGAAUCAACCUCGAAAUUGAUUGGGAGAGCUAAAGGUCUCUAUGUAGCAGCAAGCCAAGAUGAUGACUUUCAGUUGGUUAUGUACUUGGAUUUUGGGUUCACAGAAGGCAAGUUUAAUGGGAGUUCCUUUAUUGUUUGUUCAAAAAAUCCUGUAAUGGAGACUGAACGUGAGCUUGCAGUGGUGGGUGGGAGCGGAGACUUCAGGAUGGCUAGAGGGUUUGCUAAGCUCCGUACUCGUUCCUUGAAUAUCACUACUGGUAAUGCCAUUAUUGAGUAUAAUGUCACCUUAUUUCAUUAUUAAAUAAUAGUAAGCUCCACU